This is a messenger RNA of Mucor mucedo, 531 nucleotides long. RefSeq lists its product as uncharacterized. Lineage: Eukaryota; Fungi; Mucoromycota; Mucoromycetes; Mucorales; Mucoraceae. Bases 1 to 531 code for a protein of 176 amino acids. The record is from RefSeq and is a predicted model, not a curated record. The transcript is spliced from 2 exons.
AUGUCAAAGAAUAUGUCUAAUGAAGAUCUACCCGCCUUGUCCACUGACGAAUCAGCUGGAAACACUACGGAUAACUCAGUUGGUAUGAAUGAAAAUAGUAGAUUACCUUUGCAAAAGGACUUCGCUACGCCACCACCACCUCAGUUAGUCGACCAAAGUUUUUUCUAUAGUCUUGGGCAACUUUCGGCAGAAAACCCGUUAUUUUUUAUGCAGCAACCACAGACAAAUGGGAAUAACGCUUUUGCUGAUCAAUUUUUAAAGGAAAAUGGUGAAAGCAGCAGUAACCAAUCUAGAAUGAAUGUAGGUGAUUCAACUUCUACACUUGCACAAUCUAUUGCUUCCAAUAUGGAAUCUUUCCAAGCUGCCAUCACGACUUCGGUCGGUGAGCAGCCACCUUCUUUUUGGACCGGUCUAAAUAACUUUAUUUCCAAUGUGACACACAAUAACAUAUUUCCAACAUUUCCAAAUAUCGCUCGAAGUUUUUCUGAAUAUCUUUCAAAUCAUCCUGUACCAUUCUUAAGCUCUCUGUAA